AUGAAGAACCACGCUUGUCAAUACCCUGGCUGUAGUAAAAGCUUCACCCGAGCCGAGCAUCUUCGUCGACAUGCCCUGAAUCAUGAGCAACCGCGUCAUGGAUUUACCUGUGAUCGUUGUUCAGUACAUUUCCAGCGACCAGAUCUUCUAGAGCGACACAUGCUUCGCCAUGAUAGACGGGACGAAGAAGCGGGAGGCCCCGGAUUAGGUGUCCUAAAAACGCGCAAAAGAACUCGCAGAGCUGGGGAUGGCUCAAUAAUUGUGCGUCCGUCCCAACGGGAGAUUCGAUCAGCGGCACGGUCUUCUCUUUCAACGACAAGUUCCGAUCGGGCGAUGACCGAAGAGGAGCAAGAUUUCGUGCACCAUGUCCCUUUGUCACCCCCUGGCUCUGGAACGGAUCCAACUUCGAUUUCUAUCGAUGAUAAUGAUCCUUUUCUGGCACCUAUGAUGCCAGGUGGUCCUUUCGAGCCUUAUGUUGAGCCGGUCCCGGGACAGUUUGAUGCAGCGGAUGGGUCAUUCAAUCUUGGACUGGACGGGAUGGGCGAUUUCUUUGGCAUGGAUACAGCGACCGACUUUAAUCUACCAUUUGCGGCAACUUGUAACUAUAAUUGGCUGUUCGAUGUCGCGUCUCUCGAUGAUGCAUUCCACCAAUUUGAUUUUCCGCUUGGUUUCGAUACAGGCCCUUUCUCAGAAGAUAUGGAACCAACACAGAUCGCAAAUAUUGAUAAAUAUGAUGGUGCAUCAGCGUUACUGCAGGUAGCCUCUAUGAUGAAUAAGGCCCAGCCUCCACAAGACAUCUUGCCUUCUGUUACACCAGACCUUCUGGAAAUGGACUGGAUGUCCGGCUCGUCUUUCUUAGGCUCCGACCCGCCGCAGCAUUUGCCACGGUUGACUGAGAAUGAUCGGACUGGGAUUUUGUCUAUCGUGGCACAGACACAUCCCAUGGGAAUUGAUGGGCAGCCAAUGACGUUAAACUCGCCAUUGCUAACGCUCAGUGCUCUACAAAAUUACUGCGAUCUAUUCUUUACCCGUUUCAACAUUACAUAUCCCCUAGUUCACCAAGCGACAUUCAAUCCAAGCACCAAUGACCCGGUUUUGCUUGCCACCAUAUUAUUUAUGGGUGCCACAUAUGGUACCCGUGAGGCACAUCAGCUGGCUGUUGGAGUCCACGAUACACUUCGAAUUCAGCUUCUCGGUCAUCCAGACUUUUCACCCCAGCCUGAUCUCUGGGUUCUGCAAGCGAUGCUUCUCAUUGAUUGUUUUGGGAAAAUGAGAGCAGGUCCAAAGCAGCGCGAAAGAGCUCAGCUUUUCCAUUGCGUUCUGAUCAAGCUUAUCCGCCGCAGCAACUGCUGUAGUAUUCAGGACGCCUCCCAUUUAGCUCAGUCAGACAACCUGGAUGAAGCAUGGAGACAUACCAUGGAUCUAGAGCAGAGGAAGCGUGUGGCGAUGCAUUGCUUUAUGUGGGAUACUCAGCACGCUGUCUUAUUUUCUCAGUCUCUCUGUAUGUCGGCUUUCGAGAUCAGAUCUUGCUUACCCUGUAGUAGUGCCGCAUGGGAAGCAUCCUCGGCUCGAGAAUGGGCUCUCCUAGCUGCCCGUGAAACGUGUCGGCCAUUUUUGACCGUUCUAAAGGGAUACAUCACGCCUCAAGCUUUGUCGCGACCUCGGGAUUUAAAUGCUUUUGCGCGCACAGUGAUUCUUCAUGGCUUGAUGUCAGUUUCAGCAGAUCUCAAACGCCGUGACCAGACUACUCUUCGGUCGGAAACUCCAGAAAGAGUUCGAGCUUGGACUCCACGUAUGAGUCGCUCAUAUGAUCUCUGGAAAGUGGACUUCGAUGCAGAUUGUCUUUCUAUGAAAUUGGCUCAGACCGCAGACCCACGGCGCUUCACGGGACUGAAGAUGGCCGCUCAUGCUUUAUAUCACGCAGCCUGCCUAGCAUUGAACGUUGAGGUCUUGGACUUACAGAUUGUUGCGGGCGCAAAUCAAAUCCUUGGACGCAAUGUCACCCCAACUGAUCAAUCGCGUUCCCACCGCAAUAUCCUUCGUUGGCUACAUGAAGAAUCUAGUGCAUCCUCAAAUGCAGCGCGACAUUCCUCGAAUCUCCUCCAAGAUGCCGUUCUGAGUCUUCACGACUGGGAUCAAACCGAUUCUUUUCACUUUCCUUGGUGCUUAUACCUGGCAACGCUGGCCUGUUGGGUUUUCCAUCGUGGAAUGGAUCUGUCAUCGUCAGAACAUCGGAUAUCGACAGAUCUCUCCUCGCUGAUUGUUAUGAUGACCAAUUGCCCCAGUGAGACGGAAUUAGCCGCUCUAUCGGGGAAAUAUGAUCCCAAACCACUGGCAGCGGCGAUGGCACAACAGUUGGCAACAGUACGAUGGGCAGUAGUACACGAUGCAAUGAAAGUUUUAGUAGCGUUGUCUUGA
This is a messenger RNA of Penicillium malachiteum, 2418 nucleotides long. RefSeq lists its product as uncharacterized. Gene Ontology annotation, biological process: regulation of transcription by RNA polymerase II; DNA-templated transcription. The coding region runs from base 1 to 2418 and encodes 805 amino acids. NCBI's taxonomy places the organism in Eukaryota, Fungi, Ascomycota, Eurotiomycetes, Eurotiales, Aspergillaceae. Gene Ontology annotation, cellular component: chromatin. Gene Ontology annotation, molecular function: DNA-binding transcription factor activity, RNA polymerase II-specific; RNA polymerase II cis-regulatory region sequence-specific DNA binding; zinc ion binding. The record is from RefSeq and is a predicted model, not a curated record. The transcript is spliced from 3 exons.